Pisolithus orientalis is the source of this 674-nucleotide messenger RNA. RefSeq lists its product as uncharacterized. Lineage: Eukaryota; Fungi; Basidiomycota; Agaricomycetes; Boletales; Pisolithaceae. The record is from RefSeq and is a predicted model, not a curated record. The transcript is spliced from 2 exons. The coding region runs from base 112 to 621 and encodes 169 amino acids.
UGUUCUCCUGUUUAGGGCGGUCUUCCAUCGUGUUCAGUGGUAUAAAUGCACGACCGAUACCCUUGAUCUGCCUACCCUCGACCUUCUACCCAACCGCCACAAAAUCCCACUAUGCCGGACUUGACGGUCAUCAACAACCUCGAAGAACCUAUUCAUGUCGCUUUCUUUAUCACGGCCCCUACACAUUGGAAGAACCACCUUCAGCCUAACGAGCGUUGGACAACACACCUCCCCACGCUCCCCCUCUAUUUCCAAGUGAGAUGGGUCAAGAGAACUGACUAUGACCAAGGGACGGCGUAUGUCUCGCGCGAGUUUUCUGAGGGAGAGUCUUGGGAAGCGGGUGCUACGAUUGGGUUGGCUUGCGCUGCCGGAACGGCGUCGGUCAUUACAGGUGCAACGUCCUUGUUGACGGGGUGGGAAGGUGCAGGAAUGGCCAUUGCGGCACCUCUGAUGAUGGCCGCCAGUGCUGGUGGUAAAAGAUAUGCUACGAUGGGGCAAGAUGCCAAAUUAUGUGAGACCAGGGUAUGGGUACCCUGGUUUGAACAUAAGGAGUAUUCUGUGAGAUUGGUUGAUGGCGGUCGAUGUGUCUUGUGGGACGUGAAAGAAAAUAAAGAGGGGUAAAUAGAUCAUAGGGUUUACCGUACCCCUCUUUUCUUUCUUCCACCCACCUACUG